GCCCGGUCCCGGUCCCGGUCCCGUCCCGGUAGCACCGGAGUCCCGGCCCCGCGUUCCCAUCGCGGGUCCCGCCGCAGGGCCCCGGCAGCACCAUGAGCACCGAGACGCUGGUGAAGGACGUGAAGCCGGGGCUGAAGAACCUCAACCUCAUCUUCAUCGUGCUGGAGACCGGCCGGGUGACGAAGACGAAGGACGGGCACGAGGUGCGGACCUGCAAGGUGGCGGACAAGACCGGCAGCAUCAACAUCUCGGUGUGGGACGACGUGGGGAACCUGAUCCAGCCCGGGGACAUCAUCCGCCUCACCAAGGGGUACGCCUCCAUCUUCAAGGGCUGCCUGACCCUCUACACGGGGCGCGGGGGGGACCUGCAGAAGAUCGGCGAGUUCUGCAUGGUCUACUCCGAGGUGCCCAACUUCAGCGAGCCCAACCCCGAGUACGUGGCGCAGCAGUCGCAGAGCAAAGGGGCCCAGAACGAGAGCACGAGUCCAGCGCCUUCACCGACCGGCCAGGGCCCCCCCGCAGCCCCCCCAGCCCCCGACAGCCAGAACGGGAAUGGGCUGAGCCCGGGGGGUCCCACGCACCCCCCCAGCGCCCCCCCGCACCCCCCCAGCGGGCGCAUCACCCGCAGUCAGCCCGGACACCCCGGCCCCCCCGCCGGACCCGUCAGCAACGGGAAGGAGACGCGGCGGAGCAGCAAGAGAUAACGGGCCGGGACCCCCCCACAGCCCCCAGGAUGGUUUGGGGAGGGGUCCCCGGCCCCCCCGGCCCUGAGCAGCCCCCGGGGUGAGGAGGGGGCAGCGC
Molecule: messenger RNA, 801 nt
Organism: Calypte anna (Anna's hummingbird)
Lineage: Eukaryota; Metazoa; Chordata; Aves; Apodiformes; Trochilidae
Gene: NABP2
Product: nucleic acid binding protein 2
Exons: 6
Coding region: 93-704 (203 amino acids)
Biological process (GO): double-strand break repair via homologous recombination; response to ionizing radiation; mitotic cell cycle checkpoint signaling
Cellular component (GO): SOSS complex
Molecular function (GO): DNA binding
Source: RefSeq, a predicted model, not a curated record